UGUAAGCCUAUUGCACAGACGAACACAUCAGGCAGAGAUUGCAGACUGGUCAGUUUUUUGAAGAGCCAAGACUAUCUAUCAUGUGCUGUCACUCCAAGGCAGACAAUCAAGGCUGUGGGCUGGCCAGAGGGCUGGUCACAAUUUCUUCUGCCCCUGCACCUGCUGAUGGGAUUUAGGGAAGAUAAAAGUGGGACUUCCCAGUGCUCACUGGACACUGCAGACACAGCUACCAACUGGUACCCACAGUGUGGAUGUCACCCCAGCCUGUGGCAGGAGCUGGCUGGCCAGAACAUGAGUUGGAUUCUAUACCUGAGCCUCACCCUUUGCCUGAUGGUGCAGACAGCCCUGGGUGCUCAGCACACCAAGGAACCUCUAGUGAUUACCAAAUAUGGGACCCUCCAAGGAAAACAGAUGCACGUCGGGAAGACACCCAUCAAUGUCUUCCUAGGAGUGCCCUUCUCCAGACCGCCUGUGGGUGUCCGCAGGUUUGCUGCCCCAGAGCCUCCAGAGCCCUGGGAAGGAAUCAAAAACGCCACCACCUAUGCCCCUGCGUGCCUUCAGGAGUCCUGGGGACAGAUCACCUCCAUGUACUUCAACACGCGGAAACAGUACAAGUGGCUGCGCUUCAGUGAGGACUGUCUGUACCUGAACGUGUACGCUCCAGUGCGCGCGCGUGGGGACGCUCCGUUGCCGGUGAUGGUCUGGUUCCCAGGAGGUGCCUUCCUCGUGGGCUCCGCUUCCACGUACGAUGGCACGCAGCUGGCCUCUCGCGAGAAAGUGGUGCUCGUGCUUCUGCAGCACAGGCUCGGCAUCCUGGGUUUCCUGAGCACGGGCGACAGCCAGGCCCGCGGGAACUGGGCGCUGCUGGACCAGGUGGCUGCUUUGCGCUGGGUACAAGAGAACAUCGCAGCCUUCGGCGGAGACCCACGCUGCGUGACCCUGUUUGGCCAGUCUUCGGGGGCCAUGUGUAUUUCGGGACUGAUGAUGUCACCCCUAGCCCGUGGUCUCUUUCAUCGGGCCAUUUCCCAGAGCGGCACCGCAGCCCUCAGAGCCUUCAUCACUCCUGACCCGCUGAAGGUGGCCAAGACAGUUGCCCGCCUGGCAGGCUGUACCUACAACAGCACACGGAUUCUGGUAGACUGCCUGAGGGCACGAUCAGGGGCUGAAGUGAUGCAUGUAUCUAAGAAGAUGGGAUUCUUCCACCUGAACUCCCAGAAAGACCCUCAGGAGGUUGUGUGGUUCAUGAGUCCGGUGGUGGAUGGUGUGGUGUUCCCAGAUGACCCAGCGGUGCUCCUGAGCCAGGGGCAAGUUGCACCUGUGCCCUAUCUUCUGGGUGUCAACAACCUGGAAUUCAGUUGGCUCUUACCUUUUAUCAUGAAGAUCUCACUAAACCAGUUCAUAAUGAGAAAAGGAAUCAUCACCAAGCUGCUCUGGAGAACCAGUACCCUGUUGAAUAUCACCAAAGAGCAGUUACCACUGGUGAUGGAGGAGUACCUGGGUGACAUUGAUGACCGUGACUGGAAAAUGUUAAGAAACCGUUUAAUGGACCUAGCUGGGGAUGCGAUCUUUGUGUACUCCACACUACAGGCUGCCCACCACCACAGAGUUUCCCUAUUCCUAGAUGCUGGCUUCCCUGUCUACCUGUAUGAGUUUGAGCACCACACUCCCACCGGCGUCAUCAUCAAGCCCUGCACUGAUGGGGCAGACCACGGGGAUGAGAUCCACUUCAUCUUUGGGAAUCCCUUCUCCAAAGGCCAUUCCACGGUUGAGGAGAAAGCACUGAGCCUCCAGAUGAUGAAAUACUGGGCCAACUUUGCCCGUACAGGAAACCCCAAUGCUGGGAAGCUGCCUUACUGGCCACGCUAUAACAAGGAGGAGAAGUACCUGCAGUUGGAUUUCAUCACGAGGGUGGGUGUGAAGCUCAAGGAGGAGAAGAUGGCCUUUUGGAUGAGACUAUACCAGCAUUAA
Molecule: messenger RNA, 1968 nt
Organism: Leopardus geoffroyi (Geoffroy's cat)
Lineage: Eukaryota; Metazoa; Chordata; Mammalia; Carnivora; Felidae
Gene: CES4A
Product: carboxylesterase 4A
Exons: 14
Coding region: 166-1968 (600 amino acids)
Source: RefSeq, a predicted model, not a curated record